Molecule: messenger RNA, 978 nt
Organism: Thermothielavioides terrestris NRRL 8126
Lineage: Eukaryota; Fungi; Ascomycota; Sordariomycetes; Sordariales; Chaetomiaceae
Exons: 2
Coding region: 123-863 (246 amino acids)
Molecular function (GO): transmembrane monodehydroascorbate reductase activity
Source: RefSeq, a predicted model, not a curated record
CCUCAACACUUCUAUUCCAACUGAAACACCAGCAGCGCUGUUUGUCAAGGCUACACCAUCGCCCAAAAGCUCACGAAUAAGUCUUACAUUUGAACUGCCACGGAGUGUGAACCGCAGCAACAAUGGCUUCCACCGAACCGCUGCCCCAAACAACCGACAGCAACGCUCCGGCGCCUACCGAAAGUGAACCUCUCCUCGGCCGACCCGGCGAUGCCACCCAGCGACCGGACGCGCCUUUGUUCAAGAACCUCUUUCUGGGCACAGCCUGGCUGGCCCAAGUCGGCGCCAUCCUCCUGCUCGCGAUCCUCUGGUCCGCCGUGUUCACGCACCCGACUCUCCCACUAGUCUCGCCGCACCCGCUGCUCCAAUCCCUCGGCGUCUUCACCGUCCUGCAGGCCAUCCUGAUCCUCCAGCCAACGCAUACGCCGGCAUCCAAGCUGGCGGGGCAGCGCGCGCACGCGCUGCUCCACCUGCUCUCCUUCUCCCUCUUCGCCGCCGGCACGACCAUCAUCGAGACGAACAAGCAGGUGCACGGGCUGCCGCACUUCCACUCGCCGCACGCGUACCUCGGCACGGCGGCCGCCGCGCUGCUGCUCGCGCAGUACGCCUUCGGCCUGACCAUCUGGGCCGCGCCGCGCCUGUACGGCGGCGAGGCCCGCGCCCGCGCGCUGUGGAAGUACCACCGCGCCGUGGGCUACGCGGCGCUGGUGCUGCUGCUGGCGACCGUGGCGGCCGCCGUCGAGACGGACUACGUCCGGGCGGAGCUGCGCCUGCGGCUGUGGGCCGUGCUGCUGGCCGAGGGGCUGAUUGUGGUUGGGGUGUUUCCGAGGGUGCAUUUGAGGAAGUUGGGGCUGAGGGGGUAACUAAUGAGCUGAGUGGGUCGGUGAAUGAUAGGGGUUUCGUUGCGGGAGGGAGACAAGGAAGGAAGGGCUGAUAUCAAGGCCCAUAAUGGUUUUUGCUUUGGGUAAUUAUGAUUUG